UGCCCGGGAUCCUCUUUCCCGUGGGGCCGGGGGCGCCGGGAAGGGCCGGGCCGCGCUGGCCGCUCGCCGGCGCCGCUCGCUGUGCCUGUGCGGGGCCCUAAUAAAGCUAUUUUGAAAGUGACCCCUCGGCCAGAGCGCGGGGAGGGAGCAGCGAGCCGGGCGCAGCUGUCCGGAAUCAUGACUGAAGAUGACGGAUUCCGUGGUGGUGGAGGGUCACGUCAAGUUGAGAGAUGGAAAAAAGGUCCCUACUCCCGCUGCCCCUUCGGCCCGGUCCCGCGGCGGGCCGGGGGGGGGUCCCCGACCGACACCCCCUUUCCCAGGAGGGGAGAGAGUCCGCUCUUCCCUGCUCCGACCCUGGCUAACCCUCUCCUUUUGCCUCUCGUUGCAGUGGAAGAAUAGGUGGCUGGUGCUGCGCAAGCCGUCCCCCGUGGCAGACUGUCUGCUCAUGCUGGUCUACAAGGAUAAAUCUGAACGAGCUAAAGGGCAUAAGGAGAGGAGCAGUGUGACCUUAGAAGACAUCUGUGGCUUGGAUCCUGGGCUCUCCUAUGAGGGCUUGAAUCACACGCUUGCAAUCAUCUGUCUCUCUCAAGUUGUGAUGCUGGGAUUCGAGAACAAGGAGACGAUGUACGCGUGGGAUGUACGGAUCCGCUACAGUCUGGGGGAAGUUCAUAGAUUUCAAGUUUUUGUAGCACCUGGCACUAAACUAGAGAGUGGGCCUGCUACCCUGCACUUCUGCAAUGACAUUCUCGUCCUUGUGAAAGACCUUCCUCCUAGUGUCAUGGGCCAGUGGAAGCUCUCGGACCUGCGGCGGUACGGAGCUGUCCCAAACGGAUUCAUCUUUGAAGGGGGUACCAGGUGCGGCUUCUGGGCUGGUGUUUUUUUCCUUUCUUGUGCUGAAGGAGAGCAGAUCAGCUUUCUGUUCGACUGUAUCGUCCGUGGCAUCUCCCCGACGAAGGGCCCUUUUGGUUUGCGUCCAGUCCUACCAGAUCCAAGUGCAAACCCAGCCUAUUCUGAAGAAAGAUUGACUCAUGAAGCCUUGCAGUUAGAAAAGCGCUUGAGCUUGCUGUCCCAUACAAGUCGCCAGGGCAGUGGAGGAGACGACCGAAGUCUUUCAAGCUCAUCUUCAGAUACCAGCCACUCGGAUGUUAGUGUUGGAAGCAGACUGACAAUUUGGCCUGAACAGUCUUCUGCCAGCACUUCUCAAGAGAGCCACGGACUGGCAGCUGCAAAGGGCAUUCAUCUCGGGGAGGAAAAGGCCCUUCCAGAAGGGGCACGCGGCACCACUAAACCACCUCCAAAGCCCCUGCGAUCCAGACAGCUACAGGAAAUUGGCCGUCAGAGCUCUUCGGACAGUGGAAUUGCUACUGGCAGUCACUCUUCUUACUCUGGAAGCUUUUCUUCCUAUGCUGGGAGCUUGGACAUUUGCCACGGCGAUGAGUUUGGAUCGUUGCUGAGCUUGCCGUUGAACUUCCCUUCGGAUCAGAGUUUAUGUACUUGUCUGCACGGUGAGCCCCAGCGAGGUGUGGGCUCAGAGUACCAGGUGCCCAGCUCUCUCAGACACCUUUAUGAUACACCCAGGAGUUUGGUACAGGCGGCUGCUAAAGAUGCGCAUCCGAAGAGUGCAGAUUCCACGCUACCCAAGGACCAGGCCCUGCCACCUCAAGGUGCUAGUGACCCAAAACUGCUACUACCCCACUUGGAAGCAUGGAGGGUAUCUGAGCACAGACAGGACAGAGGGAGGCCUUCAUCCUUACUUGCAGAAAGCAGCAAGGACUCCAGUUAUGAGACCUAUGUGGAUUUUGUCUCGAGGUGGUCAGACACAAAAGCACAAGGACAGGUGUCAGACUCCAAAAGUAGUGAGUUGUCACCACCUAGUGGGGCCUCAGCUGACCCCUAUGACACAUGUAACCCCCACCUUGGGAUGACAAGAGCUCUUUUUUCAUCUUGUCCAGUCUGUGGUGGACUAAAGGGAACAGCAAUAUUACAGUCUGGAGCCUUACCAGCUGUGCCAGGUGGUGCUUCUGUCAUGGCAGCUUCUGGGUCUUUGAAAGUGCACAGAGGGCACAGUCUCCAAGCUGCUCCUAAAGGUGGCUGUGAGAUGCUAACACUUCCUGCAGAACCUGGAACUCCCACUAGCUCUGAGGAACUUGAAGGGGCGGUAGGUUACUCAGCUGAUGUCCCUGCAGCAGAUCGACCCCACAGCGAGACAGCCACCUAUGUGAAUAUUCCUGUCAGCCCAACCUCCAAAAAGCAGCUGCACUACAUGGAGCUGGAGCUGCAGGAACCCAGCACGAGCGUGAGAGGGAGCGGAUCAUCUCGCUAUGCCCAGAUCGACAUCGCAGCCACGGAGACAGCCCACAAAGUGGGGACCCAGCACGCCCAGUGCCGGGAGGAACGUUUGCAGGAGCUGGAGCAGAAGAAGAAGGGGGCUCAGCAGUGACCUGUCUAGGAAAGAACUUUUUGCUCACCAUUAAUUGGUACCAAUUUCUCUUCCAAAAGAUCCACAUUUGUUGUACAAAACACUCAUGCAAAACGCUGCCAUCUCUUGUGGCAUUGAUACCAGAUCCAUUCCAGUGUCUUGACUCCUGAUUGGGAGGCUGGUAGCAUGAGGGGGGAGGAGGUCUGGUCUUGCUUUUAUUUUCAUCUGGUUAUAAAGUCCAGAUUUUUCCUCAUCUGCAAUGUCAGAUGGAAGUUACCUUUUUGCUAGAUGUCUAAAAUCCUGGAGAACCUGGAACCAGUUCCAGUGUUUAUUAGAUGGUGGCAUUUUCUUUCACAUUAAAGAACUGGAGUGUGUGCAGAUAAGGGAAGGUGAAUGUGAGGGUGAGUGUGAGUGUGACUGUUAAGAUAUCUGUAUAUAUCUGAGUGUAUAAAGUACAGAAACCCUCUAGUAAUACAUUCAUGGACUCUUACAAAACCAGGGCAGUUCAGUGCCUGAUUUUUUUGCAGGCACAAUUUUGUUCAAGUUCUGGGCUUAUCUGUGGCCAUGAUUAACUUUACCUGUAACUAAGUCAGUUUUGUACCUCACCAACAGAUCUGUGGCUUUGAAGCUGCUCAGAUUUCAAAGCUGCCUUGUCAGGGAUGCAGGUAGGCAAGAGCACACA
Molecule: messenger RNA, 3101 nt
Organism: Dryobates pubescens (Downy woodpecker)
Lineage: Eukaryota; Metazoa; Chordata; Aves; Piciformes; Picidae
Gene: DOK7
Product: docking protein 7
Biological process (GO): positive regulation of protein tyrosine kinase activity; neuromuscular junction development
Molecular function (GO): protein kinase binding
Source: RefSeq, a predicted model, not a curated record